Mollisia scopiformis is the source of this 1081-nucleotide messenger RNA. Its product is annotated as Arv1-like family protein. Gene Ontology annotation, biological process: intracellular sterol transport; sphingolipid metabolic process; regulation of plasma membrane sterol distribution. Bases 70 to 936 code for a protein of 288 amino acids. The transcript has 3 exons. Lineage: Eukaryota; Fungi; Ascomycota; Leotiomycetes; Helotiales; Mollisiaceae. Gene Ontology annotation, cellular component: Golgi apparatus; cortical endoplasmic reticulum. The record is from RefSeq and is a predicted model, not a curated record.
AAAGACAGUCCACUCCAUAAUGUCAGUCUCUUCGAAGCACUCACAAAACACAUAACCCCGCGAUAUCCAAUGCCAAUCUGCAUAGAAUGUCGUUAUCCUGUCAAGGCCCUCUACACCGAGUACUCCGGUGCCGAUGAUCGCUCCAGCGGCCAUGGAGUACGGCUCACUGUCUGCAAGAACUGCGGGAGGUUCUGCGACAAAUACGUAGAGCAUGACUUUGUGGUUCUAUUUAUUGAUCUAGUUUUGAUCAAGCCACAAGUCUACAGACAUCUUCUACAUAACACUUUGAUGCGAGAGCAGGACCAAUUCGAUCCCUCCAUAAUCCGCCUUGGUGUCUUACUCCUCCUCUUCGACGUCUACCUAACUUGGGCACGGAUCGAGAAGCAAACAUCCAGUACCGCCAACUCCUCUAGCGACGAUAACUUCCUCUUAUUAGCCCAACAACCAAUAGUCUUUCAAUACGUCUUCUUCCUUAUACUCUGCGCCCUCUCAACACUAGCUUUCCACCUCUCGAUACGUUUCCUCACCUCGUCUCCCUUCUCACCACUUGUCCUAUUCGGGUUUAUACCUCGAUAUCCACGCCCAAAUUCUGUGAGCACGGCGUUGCUAGUGUCAUCUUCUACGAAGCUGUUUCCUAUCUUGAUGGUCAUCUGGGAAUAUGAUGUGCCAGCAGCAGCUAGGUCACUCGGUUGGGCAGUUGUUGCAAACAAUGUGGAAGCUUUGAAGAUCUUAUUGGAUUGUGGGUAUGGGACGGCUGGGAUUUUGGCGACUGUUGGUGCUAUUAGUAGGUGGAUGGUAGGCAGAGGGAUUCUUUGGGCGGUGGGCCUGGAUGGUGUCGAUACUGUCGGAGAUUCUGGUGUUGCUGAUGAUGGCAAGGCGCUUUGGGCUCUGGUAGAGUUGGGAAAGGUAUGGGGUGGCAGAUUGGGUUUAGGAUAGCCAAGCCAUUCGAAAGCAUUAUACCAUUGGUCUGCAACUUCUCGAGCAGGGCAAAAUUCAAGCCAUGAUAGCAAUGUGCCAAGUUGUUCACAAGUCACUUUCCUUCAAGUGUGAAAAUCUCAUCUGCCAGGUAUUGUAUGGUAUC